UCAAAUCGCGACCAAUCACAACGCUACCCGCCAUGUCACCGCCAAGAUCCUGCCUUAUCCCCUCCCCUCCCCCCAUCACCGCCCCACUCCCGCCAAAACCCCUCAUCCCGCUCCCACCGUCCAUCCGCCGCCUUAAAACCGCAGUCUCCCGCCGAGACUCUCUCGCUCUCUCGCUGCUCUCUCUCCUCCGCCAACCUCCCCCCGCUUCUGCCUUCUCCCUCGGCAUCUCAGGACCGAAAGAUUGGUUGAGAGAGCAGAAGAAGAAGUCUGCUAAUUUCCUCUUGGCUCCCAUUGACGGCUCCCGCAACAUUCUCCGCGCUGCUUAUCUCUUGCUCGUGAAAGGUGAUUCGGAAUAUAGAGAGAAGGACGUGGAAGAAGUUCAGGGGAUGUUGAGAUCUGCUUCUAGGGAUUGUGUUCCGGAAGAGAGGAACUCUUUUGUUACCUUUCAAUCUAAAACGGGAGUCGAGGUUUGCACAUUUCAGUUGGUUCUGAAGAAUGCAGCUUCGUUACUGGAUAAUAACGAUCCUAUAAAGUUGGAAGCUGAAGCUAGUCUUAGGGAUCUCGUAAGGUCCUUUACCUCUCUCAAUGCUGUGGCAAAUGAAACUGAUAUUCAAAUCCCUUCCAGCAGUUCAUAAUCUGUGGCAGGAGAUUUUUGGAAGUUUAUGGAUGGUUUUGGAAGAGAUUUUCCUUAAGUUGAGACUUGAGACCCAUGGCAGAGUAUAACAAAGAUAGCACCAAGGGAUUUCAAGAAACCAUGUUCCUUUUGAAUCUUUGAUCUUUCAUGAUUGCCACCCAUCUAAAAGAAGUCCUUGCUUUCUGGGAAAGAUACGGAAGACAGGCUAGUUGUUUAGGGUGGAGAAAGCAGGAGCCAUCGAUUCAACACACAUCCCAGUGCCAUUUAUAGGGGGUAUUUUUGUCUUUUAUAUUUUGUGAUGGAAAUCCCUUGUCUACUCCCUGUGGACAUACUUUUUCCAAGUGGUUGAGUAAGGCGGUGUUCCUUAACUUGUUUCAAAUUGAUUAUUCCUAGUCUAAAAACUGCCUAAUAGAAUGCUGAUAGGCCAUGAACACGCCAAGGAGAACUCAUAGUGGACAAUAUUAAUACUGUCUCCAGUUAAACCAUGUCAAGUUGCAAUUAUUGUUAAUAAGCAUUUUCGUGACCACUUGUCAAAAGGUAGACUGUGCUGAUCAUUUCGAAGUCGAAUUAAUCUAUGGUUAAAUCUCUCAUGUAAAGUUAGGAAAAGUUCUUUCAGGCAGGUCUUGCUCGAGCUAAUGCACGGCCUGUGUAACCGAACCCAUUAGCCUUUCAAAUGUUCCCACGUAUCUCUCUUUGCUAAUACCAAGCCUGUUAAUCUCCUUUGAUGCAGGCAGAAGGUGGCAGAUGCACUCAUGGACUCAAUAUCUUCCCUAAACAAAUUCGAGCAGGGUGUCAAGGAUUGCCUUGAAAUUUAACUGUCUUGAUUUCCUUCAGAGUUGAGAGAUUCUGGUUCAUAUAGCACUGAGUUGAAGAUAGAAAUUGUUCAAGACAAAUGGAAGGUUAUCCAACCGCUAACACAAGGAGUUUAUGCUGCUUUACCUGUCACUUAAUACUGUCAAAUGAUGUACGCAUGCUACAUUUUGUGGACCUUAAAGAUUGUUGUAUACUCUUUUAUAUGAACUCUGUCAGCUUUGCGUGCACAAGGUAAAGCUUUCAUACCUUGAUGUCUUCCUUCUAUAUCUGAAAUGAAUCUAAACUUCCUUUUUGGAAUCACA
This is a messenger RNA of Rhododendron vialii, 1749 nucleotides long. RefSeq lists its product as uncharacterized. The record is from RefSeq and is a predicted model, not a curated record. Lineage: Eukaryota; Viridiplantae; Streptophyta; Magnoliopsida; Ericales; Ericaceae. The transcript is spliced from 8 exons. Bases 33 to 635 code for a protein of 200 amino acids. Gene Ontology annotation, cellular component: chloroplast.